AUGUCCACUUCCCUGCUGUCUGGGGUGCUUAAGCGCAAGCACUCAGUGUGGUCUGCCCUCAAUGAUGGGAAUGCUUGCUGGAUUUUUCAUGGCCAAUCUGGCCAACUUGCAAUAGCCUUCACUGAAAUCACAAACAUCAGUCAUGUUACAGUAGCCCAUACUCCCUUGGAACUGACUGAUUCUGUUGACAUGGCUCCCUGGAAAAUGAUUUUGUGGGGAAUGGUUGAAGGGAAGGAAAAUUUAGAGAAGUACAAUGCUUUGCAUCAGAACACCACUGGGAUUCUCCUGGAACUCUUUCAAUCUGUGCUGGUGAUUACACACAACAUCGCAUUCAUUCUUUUAACAUCCUUUGACUAUAACGUUCAUACAACUCAACACAUCCAGUCAUUUGCCAUUCUUCCCGCAGUUGCAAAUGCAGGUAUGGAUUUUGGUGUUGUGGUAUUUGAGAUAUUGGAAAAUUGGGGUUUGUCUACUUGCUUCCAUCAUGUGGGGGUACAUGGAUGCCACACUAGACAUGUCAGCUGA
Pisolithus orientalis is the source of this 525-nucleotide messenger RNA. RefSeq lists its product as uncharacterized. Gene Ontology annotation, molecular function: protein-membrane adaptor activity. The record is from RefSeq and is a predicted model, not a curated record. The coding region runs from base 1 to 525 and encodes 174 amino acids. Gene Ontology annotation, cellular component: nuclear envelope; meiotic nuclear membrane microtubule tethering complex. Gene Ontology annotation, biological process: nuclear envelope organization. The transcript is spliced from 2 exons. Lineage: Eukaryota; Fungi; Basidiomycota; Agaricomycetes; Boletales; Pisolithaceae.